Drosophila sulfurigaster albostrigata is the source of this 2030-nucleotide messenger RNA. It is a transcript of the gene Rim2, whose product is annotated as mitochondrial carrier protein Rim2. Gene Ontology annotation, molecular function: pyrimidine nucleotide transmembrane transporter activity. The record is from RefSeq and is a predicted model, not a curated record. NCBI's taxonomy places the organism in Eukaryota, Metazoa, Arthropoda, Insecta, Diptera, Drosophilidae. Gene Ontology annotation, biological process: pyrimidine nucleotide import into mitochondrion; mitochondrial transport. The coding region runs from base 600 to 1694 and encodes 364 amino acids. Gene Ontology annotation, cellular component: mitochondrial membrane; mitochondrion. The transcript is spliced from 7 exons.
CAAAAUGUAAGGCGUGCUGUUAAGUCCAUGGGCGAACUGUUAAGUUUCAGUCUACUUUGAGAAACCAAAUUGGAUGGACGUCAUUUCGCUCUGACCUCUGAAUUCGCCGAAAGAAGCACAAAAAUAUUUAUCAAGUUUGCGUGUAGCGUAAGAAUUUAGUUAAAACAAGGAAAUAUAAAAUCGACGAAAGUGGAAUUGUUUUACAAACAGUGCUCCAACAUUAAUAAAAGCGCAGUGCGCCGUUUUGCAAAGUAAUCAGUGUGUGAUAAGAAUUUCACGAAAAUUGUUAAAAUAGUUGCAUAACCCGUGACCAUUGUAAGCGCCAAAAUAAGAACGUCCGAAGGCAACAAUAACAAGUAACAGAAGUAAUAUAUAGUAACUUGGUUGUGCAAAAAAAACCAAAAGCGAAAACGCGUAAAGAGCGAAAAUAAAAAAUUCCAUUGCGGUGUUGCGGCCGUAGCCGCCGGGAAUAGAGCCGCCUUUCCCCCCGCCGGCGCUCACAAGCAGUUCAAGUGCGCGUUAAUUAUCCAAUCAGUUUUCGUCGUGUGGUUGCAUCGCAGCAAACUAAAAAGGAGAACAGAAAGAAGAACAAUUCGAUUAUGUCCCAAAAUCGUGAUACUUUGAUACAUUUGAUAGCCGGCGGAUCCGCGGGCACGGUUGGUGCGGUGGUGACAUGUCCCCUGGAGGUGGUCAAGACCCGUCUACAGAGCUCAACGGCAUUCUUGGCGCCGUCGACACGAAUUGCUGAAACCGCUGGCGGACCGGCAAAUGGCGGCGCCUCUGAGCUGCUGAGGCCGGAACAACGACGUAAGCUAAGCACAACGAUAUUACGUAACAGAUCACAGCCACAGGUGAUUGGGGGUGUGCGUAGGAUUAUGGCCAUUUCACAUUGCGGCAUCUCGUCGACCACCCCAAAGUCCAUGAGCAUUGUACAGUGUCUGCGACACAUUGUCCAAAAUGAAGGUCCGCGUGCUCUAUUCAAAGGCCUGGGUCCGAAUCUUGUGGGCGUUGCGCCCUCGCGUGCCAUUUACUUUUGCGCCUACUCACAGACAAAGAAUACACUCAACAGUUUGGGUUUCGUUGAGCGGGAUUCACCUUUAGUGCACAUCAUGAGUGCUGCCAGUGCUGGCUUUGUCUCGUCCACAGCGACGAAUCCCAUUUGGUUUGUCAAGACGCGAAUGCAACUGGACUACAACUCCAAGGUGCAAAUGACUGUGAAACAGUGCAUCGAACGUGUAUAUGCCCAGGGCGGCAUUGCGGCAUUCUACAAGGGCAUCACGGCCAGCUAUUUUGGCAUCUGCGAGACAAUGGUACACUUUGUCAUCUACGAAUUCAUCAAGUCCAAGCUGUUGGAGCAACGCAAUCAAAGGCAUACGGACACAAAGGGUUCACGUGAUUUCCUUGAGUUUAUGAUGGCUGGCGCCGUCUCGAAGACGAUUGCCUCCUGCAUAGCGUAUCCUCAUGAGGUGGCACGAACGCGUCUGCGUGAGGAGGGCAACAAAUACAACUCGUUCUGGCAAACACUGCACACUGUGUGGAAGGAGGAGGGACGCGCCGGACUCUACAGAGGCUUGGCCACUCAACUGGUGCGACAAAUUCCAAACACAGCCAUUAUGAUGGCCACAUAUGAGGCGGUGGUUUAUGUGUUAACGCGGCGCUUCAACAACAAGUCGAAUGAGUUUUACGAUUUUUGAAGAACAACACAAGAAAACGAGAGAGUGAACCAAAUGCCACGCCUAUUUAAUCCCGCCCCCAAUAAAGGACUAGUUAACAGCGAGGAACCCAAUCUGUGCAUAUAUAUAGACGCGACUGCUGCAACUUAUUAUGUAAUAUUAAACAUAUUGAAAUAUUAAUUUUAAUGCGGUUUUCUAGACGAUUUAACCAACGAGCGCAAAAUUUCGUUAAUUAGCUCCUAAGGCAACGAACUCGAGAGACUUAAAGAGACGUUAAACGUUGAACGCACGAAUUAUGUUCUAUAAUCUGUAGUCAUUAUUAUUGUCAAGGACAAAAAGAAAACAAAAUAAUAUGUA